This is a messenger RNA of Penicillium concentricum, 228 nucleotides long. RefSeq lists its product as uncharacterized. The transcript is spliced from 2 exons. Bases 1 to 228 code for a protein of 75 amino acids. NCBI's taxonomy places the organism in Eukaryota, Fungi, Ascomycota, Eurotiomycetes, Eurotiales, Aspergillaceae. The record is from RefSeq and is a predicted model, not a curated record.
AUGAGCUCUGAAAACGACUCGUCGUCUGAAUGCCUCGCCGGCGAACCACUUGACGCCACUAGCCAAGACACUACUCCCCUCGGCCAAAAUGACGCCUCGCCGUCUUUGCUCGGAUCUGAUUCUGAGCCCCAGGAGGGAAGCUCCUAUAUGCUUGAGGCUUGGGCGCAGGCGCCCGCCUCAUCUGAACCGUGGUCAUCAGCCAAAGCCGCGUACUCGCCUCAAAGUUAG